AUGGCCUCCACGAAGGCUCCUAGUUCUCUACCCAUCAGAGAUGUGUCCAGUUCAGGCGUGGGCUUGCCUCAGCCGCCAUCAACGCCCACCUCCCUGAGGAACCAGAAUCCGCUAUCUUCAAAAGUUACAACAGUACUCUCAACAUCAUACGCUGAUUCUGAGUUUCGAGAUGCCUUACAACUUCUCGACGGUAGAGGUCUAAAGAACACUCCCGAGACACGUCGACAAUUGCGCCUGGAUCUCCAAAAGGAGGUGAUUGACAGCAAUGGCGAGAUCGUGUCUCAAUUUGGUCGGGUUGCAGAUCAACUUCGCCGCAUUGGGGCCACACUGGACAAGCUGAAUAGCAACUAUCAAGACGUCAGGAGUCGCAUCACCGCGGCUCACCAAGACACGGGCCCAAUCUUGGAGGAGGCAUCGUCGUUGAUAAAGCAGCGUGCUGAAGUUGAUUCUAAGCAGCACCUGCUAAAGGCGUUGCGUAGUCACUUCAUCUUCUCUGAUGAUGAGGUCGCGUCUCUGACCUCAACGGCCGAACCCAUCGAUGAUGGUUUCUUUAUCGCCCUAGCCAAGGCAAAACGCAUCAGCAAGGACUGCGAGAUUCUUCUGGGGUUUGAAAACCAAACCCUCGGCCUGGAAAUCAUGGAACAGACAUCAAAGAAUCUCAAUCUCGCGUUCCAGAAGCUGUACAAAUGGGUCCAGCGUGAAUUCAAAACACUCAACCUGGAGAAUCCUCAGAUGAACUCGUCCAUCCGCCGCGCGAUACGUGUUCUGGCAGAGCGUCCGUCGCUCUUCCAAAACUGCCUGGACUUCUUUGCCGAGGCAAGGGAGCGCAUUCUCUCCGAUGCAUUCAACCUGGCUCUGACGGGCACAACGGCUUCAGGUACAGAGGAUCACUCUGUUAAACCCAUCGAAAUGGCGGCCCACGAUCCACUUCGCUACGUUGGAGACAUGCUUGCUUGGAUACACUCAGCGACCGUCAGUGAGCGAGAAGCCCUCGAGAUUCUCUUUGUUUCCGAAGGAGACGAAAUCGCCAAAGGUCUUCAGUCCGGUCGCGCCAACGAGUUAUGGCAACUUCUCGACGAGGGUGAGGGGGAGGCAGCUGGCGACUUUGAUGCGCUGAAGGCACUCAACGAUUUGGUUGACCGAGACGUAUCUGGAGCAACCAGGAUUUUGCGACAGAGAGUCGAGCAGGUCAUUCAAUCUAACGAAGAGACCAUCUUAGCCUACAAGCUCGCCAACAUAUUGGGCUUCUACCGAUUUACUUUUGCCAAGCUGCUGGGCAGCCAAUGCGGACUGUUAGAUCUCAUGUCUGGCCUUGAAGCAGGAGCUUUGAGGCAGUUCCGGUCUCUGAUGAGAGAUCACAUCGCCACGCUGCAGGGCGAGUUCCAGCAGACACCCUCUGACCUUGGGCCGCCAGACUUCUUGCUCGACGCGCUGAAGCAGCUGACGGCUGUGAUGAAGACAUACGAGAUCUCGCUAGCGACGUCUUCGGACCGCGAGACUGACUUCCAGCCAAUCCUCACGGAAGCUUUUGAGCCUUUCCUCUCCGGUUGUGAGAAUAUGGCCAAGGGCGUUGGGUCUCCGGCAGACGCCAUUUUCCUGACAAAUUGCCUGCUCGCAGCCAAACAUACGCUGGAGCAUUUUGAUUUCACCCAGAGAAGGGCCAAGCAACUGCAAGAGAGAAUAGCAGAAGAAUGCGGAAAACUCACGGAGCGACAAUACGAGUUUUUCCGUCGGGGCUCAGGACUGACACAAAUGCUUGACACCGUGGGCAAGCUGACCACAGAGCCCACUGAUGUUGAGAAGGUGUUGUCACUAGAGGCCUUGCAACCACAAGCUCUGAGCCGAGCCAGCCAGACUCUCGACGACUUCCUGCCAUCGGCACUCAUGGAUGCUAUGGAGAAUAUCAAGCACAUCCAAGACUCGACUCUUGCACGAGAGCUCACGGAGAAGGCGGCAACAAGGUUUUGUGACGAGUUCGAACAUGUCGAGCAAAUGAUGCUUUUGGCAGACAGCACACUGGGCCGGGAGCGGGAUUCCGAUGAUGAAGUUGCUGAGCCUCAACCACUCCGUACAUUAUUCCCAAGGACGAUAGGGGAGAUUCGGGUUCUUCUUUCGUAG
This is a messenger RNA of Colletotrichum karsti, 2118 nucleotides long. RefSeq lists its product as uncharacterized. The transcript has 2 exons. Gene Ontology annotation, biological process: intra-Golgi vesicle-mediated transport. The coding region runs from base 1 to 2118 and encodes 705 amino acids. NCBI's taxonomy places the organism in Eukaryota, Fungi, Ascomycota, Sordariomycetes, Glomerellales, Glomerellaceae. The record is from RefSeq and is a predicted model, not a curated record. Gene Ontology annotation, cellular component: COG complex.